AUGGCACCACAAGCACAGAGCCUCGCCAUCCCAACACCAACAAUCCAGUGUCACGCUUCAAACCUUCUUCAACUAGCUGACAAAACUCUCCUAUGCGUGUUCUUUGGAGGCUCGCAAGAAGGCCUUCCAGAUGUCAGCAUCUGGUUAUCACGCCUAGAGCCUGGAGCUUCAUCGUGGACUAAACCAAAGAGGAUUUCAUAUGAUGAGGGUCGGAGCUGCCAGAAUCCUGUCCUAUUCCAGGCCCCAACUUCAAGCCGCAUUUGGCUAUUCCACACGUCUCAAGAUGCUGGAAACCAAGAUGAGUGUUACAUGGUAGCCCGCACAUCAGAAGAUGGGGGUUCGACUUGGUCGAGCCCUACGCGUCCCCUUGGCGAGAAAAAGGGGAUUUUCUCUAGACAGCCCCUUGUCGUUCUGGAAGACAAUACAAAUGAACCUGGAUGCCGAUGGAUUGGAAACGAUGACAUUUCUGGGGUCUUCUAUUCCCGAGACGAGGGGAAGACAUGGAAUGAGAGGCAAUUGUCUGAUGGUAUUGGUGCUGUCCACAUGAACAUCAUCAAGCCGGAGCCCAAUAAGACCAACUGGGUGUCGUUCUAUCGUAGCCGCUGGGCAGACAGAGUAUACCGAGCGACAUCAACCAACGGUCUUGAUUGGGACACGCCAAAGCCUCUCGAUCUUGCUAACCCCAACAGCGGCAUCUGCGCUGCUCGUCUGUCGUCGGGAAAAGUUGCUCUUGUGUUCAAUGACUCCGCCGCCUCGCCUGACGACCUGAAACGACAGGGCCUCUAUGAUGACAUUACCCCUGAAGAUGACAAACGGCCCAACCAGACUUCCAAGGGCGGCCGUGAAGCCAUUUGGGGAAUUCCCCGGAAGAAGCUCACUCUGGGAAUUUCUGACGAUAACGGUCUCACUUGGAAGACCAAGGUUCUUGAGGACGGAGACGGAUUUUGCAUGACGAACAGCUCUUCAGGGAAGGAGAACAGAGAAUUAAGCUAUCCGAGCACAUGGCUGGAAGUUGUCGAAGGAAAAGACACUCUCCAUGUCGCGUUCACAUUCCAUAGGCAGUAUAUUAAACACAUACGUAUCUCCGACGUAGAGAACUGGGUUGAGUCAUAG
Molecule: messenger RNA, 1113 nt
Organism: Clonostachys solani
Lineage: Eukaryota; Fungi; Ascomycota; Sordariomycetes; Hypocreales; Bionectriaceae
Source: the annotation of a GenBank genome assembly